GCCUACACCUAACCUAAAAUCAAAACACUGUGGAUGUGGAUGUGGAACAGUCAAUUUUUAUUACCUCGCUGAUUAUUUCCUCGGUAUUCUUUAUUUUUGUGUGUGUUUUCUAGUGAUAAGAUGCGGAUGUUCUGUUGAAUUAUUAGUUUAAAUAAGAUAUUUUAUAAUGAUUGAUGUUAUGAAAUUUUAAAUGCACCAUCCUCUUCCCUUCAUCUCCAUUCUCAGUGGUCACCCUUUCAGCACAUCCUUUCUUUAGUUUUCAAAAUUAAUCUUUUUUCCUAAGUUUUAAUUAGUGAUGGCUUCAAGAGGAGGACCGUACGUAGUUGGCACUGAUGGUGCAGAUUUUGCUCACAGGCAGCGAGUAGCUGCUCAGUACCAAAUUAGUGCUCAAAACAAGUCAAGAUUGAAAUGGUGUAUAUUUUUCCAUUAUCUUUUAUUCUUUGUCAUGCUAGCAAAACUGUCAGCAGAUAUUUUAGAUAAAUUAGAUAUUUUCAUCCUUGAAAUAGAAGAACUGGAAAUACCCAAACCAUUAUGGUGGGAGUACACUUGGUGUAUAAGUCUACUCCUCUCAUUUCUAGGGCUGUCGGCUGUGAAGAAAAACAAAAUCAAAAUGAUGGAGCGCUACAUGAUGGGUAUAGGUGUUUUUGGAUUUUGUCCUUUGCUAUAUGCCAUAAUUUACUAUUUUUCGGAUGUCUGGGCGUACGUCAAUAGAGGAGACACAAAACACAUUGAAACUUGGCAGGGGUACCCAUAUGGACUUCUCUGGUACGCGUUUAUUCUUCUAGCUCUACAAGUUCACUUGUUCUCUCUCUUUUUUGCAAGAAAUCUUCUCACAGCCUGGACAUCGAGAGGCACCAAAAAAGCUCAAUAGGAAGUAGUCUGAACUUGUUGUUGUUUUUCUUUUUUUUCUCUUUUUUUCCAACAAAAUACUUAUUAACUUACCAAAUUUGUGUUCAGUUGUCUCUGUUACUAAAAUAAUGAGUUCAGUUAAUUGUUGACAAAUUUUGUAAGACAGAUUUUUGUACUUUUUUCUGUGGAUACCAGUAUGCAGUGGGAGUAAAAUCCACUUGGAAUUUUAAUUUGUUUUUCAAUUUGAGAACUUCUCUUGACUUCAGACGACUGAAAAAUUCUUCCAUUAUGUGCAAUUACUGUUCACAAAUUCACUCACCUUGAUCAAGGUGUGAACCAAGAUCUAAAUGCUAAAUGUUAGCUGCUGACAGAUGGACCUAAUUCUGCAAUAAAGAACAACUAUUUUUGGUUCAUUUCAGAAACAACUUAUGUGCCAUUAGUUUUCCCUUGCAGAUAGGUGCCGUUGUGGAUGAGCUAGAAAUAGCAGUUCUAUAAUGCAUGAUGUGUCCCAAACAGCAGUAAGGGUUAUUAUUAAACCAAUAUAAUAACAAUUUAUAAUUUUACAUCUAACAUCAGUCACCAUGGACCUCACUAGGAGUGUGCUAUGUCCAGGAGAAACAAUAUCAGCGAAAGAAAAUGGUUAUUCAAUACAGAUUUUCAUCACCCAAACAUUUUUAGUUUUUCUCUCUUAGUGGUGAACCAGUCUCUCUGUUAAAAUUGCUGAAUCGGAAAUGGUCCUUUGAUAUUCGACAAUUUUUAUCCCAUUAAAGAACAUGUUUAAUAAAGAUUGAAAUACUGAAAGCCUGGACAUUGUCGAUUGAAAGUAUGUACAUAAUCAUAUUCAUGUCUUAGGCCAAUAAUCAAAUUAGUCAUUUUUUCAAAUUCCUAGGCAUAUGGGUAUUAUGUAAGGCAAUAGCUAUUUUUUAUCAAGCAUGAAUCAUUAUAACAUGUACUUAAUUCAUCGGCUAUUGGGUCGUUUUUGUCAGUAAUAAAUGAACUAAGAUCUGACAGUACUUUUUUACGCACAAAAGUGUUCCUAAUUUCUAAUAAUAGGUACUGACUCAAAUUAUCUCUUUGAGAUAAAUGCUAGUUGCUCCUUUGGAGUCUUAGGUAAAUCAAUGUGAAUGAUUUUUAUGUAAAACUUGAUAAAUUUUGACUGCGCAAUUAACAUUGUGGUCAUUUGUAGCCCCAAAAAAUGACAUGUAUAUUUUCCUUUAAACUCUAACCUUUAAAGUAUUCAUUGUUUUUUUCUUCUUAUGCCUUUUUACCAUUUCAAUCCCACUCUGUUUCCAAUUUAUUUUUGAACAAACAUGCAAAUAUUUCAAAGAAUUCGAUUAGACAUCCAAAAAAUGAAAACGCAACCUAUGCGUUUGAAAUGAACUUGCAUCAGUAAAACAUAAAAAAGUCUGUAUUUGCCCUGUACAAAUACACUUCUGUGAACUUGCCUUUGUAUAGACAUUUUUUUAAAUUUUUUGCCCAAUAUUUAUUGACCUAUACUAAAUUUUAAAAAAUGCUGAGGAUGAGUCUGGCUCUCAAAACAGUCUCCUCGUAAAUCUUUUUCAUGAAACCCAAAGGAAUCGUUUAAAGACAAGGUUUUGUUCUUUCUUUACAUCCUAAAAUUUUACUUUUUAUAGCCAUUAACUCCUCAGUAAAAGAGAGUCAGGCAAUUGGAAACUUUAUCUUUGAGUACAUUCUAUCAGUUGAAAACGUUCAGAAAAAGAUCUAGGAUUAUAUCUAAAAUUGAAAAAUAUUUAAUAUUUUGUGCGUUUACAGUACCUGUGUAGUUUUUCUACUUUAAGAAUAUUUUUGACUAAUUUCGAAAUGAAAACGGUGUAAGAUUUUCAAAGAAUUGUUAAGUUCUCUCCUAACUUGUGAAUUGAAAGAAAAAUUUUUACUUAUCCCAUCAUAUGCACGUUUCCUCUGUUCUUUCAACGAAAACUGAUGCUUUAAUGCUUGAUGAUUGCGUAUUAUAAGUGACUGUUGAAACUUUAUUCUUCUAAAGAGUCCAUGACAAAGAUAAUUUUUUAAUCUUCGUCACAGUAAGCUUUGAACUAAACAGAAUUUUCUAUCCGAAAAAUUUUCUGAUGAUCAGGAACUUUACUUUUUUCUAAAUUAAGGAAAAGUUUGGUGAUAUUUCUUGUUUCGUUUCUUAAUUACCUAACACUCCUGGUAAAUAUGAACUUUUUUAUUUGAUAGAACCAAAUUUUGAUACACCAAUCAAGUAUACUACUUUGUAGUGAGUUUACACAAGUAGUAUUUUAAUGAAGUGUCUCUGUAAUAAUGUGUUUUAUCCCAUGGAUUGUUAAAAUAUUUUCAUUAAGUGCAUAUUAUUCAAAUGAGUUUCUGUUGAUUAAAUUUUCUUGGUUUUCA
Molecule: messenger RNA, 3219 nt
Organism: Bemisia tabaci
Lineage: Eukaryota; Metazoa; Arthropoda; Insecta; Hemiptera; Aleyrodidae
Gene: jagn
Product: jagunal
Biological process (GO): endoplasmic reticulum organization; vesicle-mediated transport
Cellular component (GO): endoplasmic reticulum membrane
Source: RefSeq, a predicted model, not a curated record